AUGGAAAAGGCGCAGCAGCAGCUCGAGGCCAAGAAGGCCGAGCGCCGCAAGGCGAACGGCGGCGGUUUUGCGCGCUACUUUGGCUUUGGCGGUGAGGCCAAGCCGUCCGACACUCCCCCUACCACGCGCGCGUGGUACAACCUGAUCCGCAUGGCGAAGGAAUACCCGCUGCAAGGCGACCCGGCGGAUGCCGACGAAAGCUGGUGGUCGGAGGCCAAGUCGCACCUCUUUGGCAAAGAAAAGGGCGGCCAGUCGCUGCUCAAGAAUCUCGAGUCGGGCUGGACGGGAUCGCGUGUGUGGGGGCUCAGUGCCUCGGAAGAGAAGAAGACUCGGACUUUGCAGAAUACCCAAAUUUCCUCGGACAAGAAAGAUCCGUUCGAGGUGGAUCACGCAGCGCGUGCUCGUCAGCGCCACUUUGAAUGGGAAGGAUUCUUGGCCUAUGCUGAAUUCCAGGAACGCGAGCUCUACCGCCUCUUCAAGGAGCUGGACACUGACUACGACGGCGUGUUGGAUGCCAGUGAUAUCAGUGCUGGUUUCAGCCGCGCGGGUAUCCACCCGAGCCAGCUUGUCCUGGAAGACUUUAUUGCUAGCCUGGCCUCGUCGGGCGUAACGGACGUGUCCGAGCUGCGCAAGGGAGACUUGUACAUCACCUUCCCCGAGUUCCGCGACUACUUGCUGCUGAUGCCCCGCAAGCCGACCAUGUCGGAAAUUUUCCGCUUCUACCAAGUGCGCAAGGCCGUUGGUUUGUUUGGCAACGAAGGUAUCUUUGCCGAGCUCGGCGCUGGCUGGGGAAAGACGAAGCGCGGUGCCUCGGCAGUCACCCCCGAUGGUGACGUGAGUCUCGCAGGCGAGGAGCAGCUGCCAGGCAAGGAGAGUAAGUCGACGCCUAAGGACGCCAAGGACAGUGUCACGGUGCAGACCACUGGUAAGACGGCCGAUACGGACGCCGAGAAGAAGGCGCUCUCCAAGACGCUAGAGGACGAAGACGAGGACGAAGGCAAGGACGUGAUCCAGAGCCACCUUGCGAUGAAGUUCCUGCUCGCAGGUGGUAUUGCUGGUGCUGUGAGCCGUACGGCGACUGCGCCGCUGGACCGUCUCAAGAUUUUCCUGAUCACUUCGCAAGAGACGCUGGGACCCCAUGCGCCGAAAUCAGCGAGUGUGGGAUUCGGCGCGUUGGCCAAGGCCAUUGCGGACAUUUACCGUGAAGGCGGUAUCCGUGGAUUCUGGCUGGGCAAUGGUCUGAACUGUAUCAAGAUCUUCCCCGAGUCGGCCAUCAAGUUUUUCAGCUACGAGAUGUCGAAGCGCAUGUUUGCCAAGUAUGUGGACAAUGUGUCCGACUCGCGUGACAUCAGCGGCUUUAGCCGCUUCAUGAGCGGUGGCAUCGGUGGUAUUGCUAGCCAGCUUUCGAUUUAUCCGAUCGAGACGCUCAAGACGCGCCUCAUGUCGAGCCAAACGCCUACGAGUACCAUUCGUGGUAUGGCGCUUUUGGGUGAGACAGCGCGAACCAUGUAUACCCAAGGCGGUAUCCGUGCCUACUACCGUGGUCUCGGAGCGGGCCUUGUCGGCGUUUUCCCCUACUCUGCUAUCGACAUGUCGACGUUUGAGGGAAUCAAGUUGUUCUAUUUGAAAUACACGGGGAAGGAAGACCCCGGUGUUUUUGCACUGCUGGCUUUUGGCAGUAUUUCGGGCAGUGUGGGUGCUACGACUGUCUACCCUCUGAAUCUGAUCCGAACGCGUCUUCAGGCCUCCGGCACGCCCGCGCACCCAACCUUGUACAAGAGCUUUUUUGAUGCUGCAUUCCAGACCUACCAAAAAGAAGGCUUCCUCGGAUUCUACCGUGGCCUCAUCCCCUCCCUUGCCAAAGUCGUCCCUGCGGUGUCGAUCAGCUAUGUGGUUUACGAGCAGUCCAAGCGCCGUUUGGGAAUGGCUGUCGCCAACAAUGGUGGCAAGGCGGCCCUCGAAUUCAAGAAGAAGGUCAUGCUCGAGCUCGAGCGCGACCCUACCUUCUUCAACGAUGACUUCUACGACCUGUCCAAGGAUGAGCUCCGUGAGCGCACCUUCAUCAAGAUGCAGAGCAUCCUGAACUGGUUCACCAACGAGAACCUGGACGACUUCCAGGCCCGUCUCGCUGUGAUCAGUGUUGCGGACCCUGGUUUCUGGACUCGUUUCGGUGUGCACCUGGGUCUCUUCUCGAACGCUGUGCGCUCCGGUGCGACCUCGGGCCAGUUCGCCUACUGGAUGUCGAAGGGUAUGCUUAGCCUGCGCAACUUCUACGGUUGCUUCGGUAUGACCGAGCUUGCCCACGGCUCGAACGUCGCUGGUCUCGAGACCACCGCUACCCUUGACGAGAACACCGACGAGUUCGUCAUCCACACCCCCAACCUCGGUGCCACGAAGUGGUGGAUUGGUGGUGCUGCCCACUCGGCCACCCACUGUGCCGUCUUUGCCCAGCUGAUUGUCAAGGGCAAGCGCUACGGUACCAAGACCUUUGUCGUGCCCCUGCGUGACCCCCAGACCUUCAAGUGCCUGCCCGGUGUGAACAUCGGUGACAUUGGUAAGAAGAUGGGCCGUGACGGUAUCGACAACGGUUACAUCCAGUUCACCUAUGUGCGCAUUCCCCGUGCCUUUAUGCUCAUGCGCUACUCGCAGGUGACUCGCGACGGCCAGGUCUUUGAGCCUCCGCUGCAGCAGCUCACCUACGGUGCUCUGCUCCAGGGCCGUACCCUGAUGAUGAACGACUCGGGCAACAUCGCCAAGAAGGCGCUCACCAUCUCGGUGCGCUACGCCGCUGUCCGCCGCCAGUUCAAGUCGGACCCCAAGAACGAGUACGAGACCCAGCUGCUGGACUACCCCAUCCACCAGCGUCGUCUGAUGCCCCUGCUUGCCCAGGCCGUUGCCUUUGGCUUCACCUCGCAGGAGCUCAUCCGCAUGCUCGCUGUCACGAACCAGGCCCUGGAUGCCCUGGAGCCCGGAGACCCCAAGCUUGAGGAGACCAUGGAGCUCCUCAAGUCGACCCACGCGACUUCGUCGGGUCUCAAGGCUUUCUGCACCUGGGCCACUCUCCAGACCAUUGAGACCUGUCGCCAGGCCUGCGGUGGUCACGGCUACUCGUCGUACACUGGUCUUGCUCCCCUCUACAACGACUUCGCGGUGCACUGCACCUGGGAGGGUGACAACACCAUUCUUGCCCUGCAGUCUGGUCGUGCGCUGAUCAGCGCCUACCUCGAGGCCAAGGCCGGCAAGACCCAGGGUGACGCCCUGAAGUACCUCAACAACCUGGACGAGGUGCUGAAGGCCAAGUGCUCGUCGAACGAGGAGCUGAACACCUUUGACGGUAUCGAGAACGGUUUCAACACGGCCACUGCUCACUUUGUCAAGCUCGCUGCUGAGGAAUACGACAACCUGAUCAAGUCGGGUGUCACGCGUGAGCAGGCCUUUGAACAGUGCUCGCAGAUCCGCUUCGUCGCCGCGAGCAUUCAUACCUCCCUGUUCGUCUUCCGCCAGUUCCGCCACGCUGUGGAGCACCAGAAGGACGAGGGCGACGGUGUCAAGGAGACCCUCGCCACGCUGGCUCUCUUCUAUGGUCUGUGGCAGAUCGAGGAGAAGGGUGCGCUCUUCCUGCGUUCGGGCUGGCUGUCGCCUGAGCAGUUCGACUUCCUGACGAAGCGCGUGACGGAGCUCUGCGCCGAGACCCGCAAGUUUGCCAUUCCCCUGAUUGACUCGUUCACGUACACCGACCACGUCAUCAACUCGCCCCUGGGUCGCUUCGACGGCAACGUGUACAAGGAGUACUUCUCCAUGGUGCAGCGGAAUAACCCUCAGCUCAAGCCUCACCCCUACUUCGAGCGCCUGAUCAAGCCCCUCCUCAACCGCCCCAACGUCGAGAUGGAGGACCUGGACGAGGAGAUCGGUCUCGAUGACGAGAUUGACGAGAUCCAGUCCGAGCGCAAGGAGGCCGAGGAGGCCGCGAAGAAGUAG
Malassezia japonica is the source of this 3978-nucleotide messenger RNA. RefSeq names its product acyl-CoA oxidase (gene POX1). Gene Ontology annotation, molecular function: FAD binding; calcium ion binding; acyl-CoA oxidase activity. The transcript has 3 exons. Gene Ontology annotation, cellular component: peroxisome. The record is from RefSeq and is a predicted model, not a curated record. Gene Ontology annotation, biological process: lipid homeostasis; fatty acid beta-oxidation using acyl-CoA oxidase; transmembrane transport. NCBI's taxonomy places the organism in Eukaryota, Fungi, Basidiomycota, Malasseziomycetes, Malasseziales, Malasseziaceae. Bases 1 to 3978 code for a protein of 1325 amino acids.